AUGAAAUCCUGCAAGAGCCUCAAGGAAGAAGUUUCUGUCCCUAGCCUUGGCGGGAUGUCACAGGAGGAAGGACGCAGGACGCCAGUGUCCCAGGCCUAUUUUCACUCCCCUAACCCAGAUCUGGACCUGACGGGCAAGCUUUAUAAGAGGGAGGUUGGUGGUAAGCCAUAUUCUGUGUUGGUGGACAAUAAAAUGGCAGCCAAGGCAUCCAUUGGAGAUCAGAACACUGGUCAGUUGCCCACUCAACAUGUGACUCUACAACAACAUCAGCAGUAUUUUAGAGAGGGAGGAGCAGGGCAGGAAGUGGGGACGCAGGGGUCCCAGGCUGGCAACGACGGCUCCUCUGACGACACAGAAGACGAUGAAGAAGACGACGAUGAUGAGGAAGAUGAGGAGGAUGAGGGCUUCAAGCGUGAGCAGAUCAUUGUCGAGGUUAAUCUGAACAACCAAACACUUCAUGUAUCCAAGGGGGACAACAAAACUGGGACCACAGCAGAUGACUCUGAGAGAGCUGGCAGUGAUGACGAGGAUGAGGAGGAAGAGGAGGACAGCCCUGAUGAUGACGAUGACGACGAUGAUGAUGAAGAGGAGGAAGACGACGACGAGGAAGAUGAGAUUGAGAGUCGAAGAACAAGGUCAAAAAGGGCCCGUCGUGAUGCAAGUGGUACAGCAGCUUCCAGUCAGCCUCGGAGGAAAAGCCUCAGAACCGUUCUGAGCACCGCUAGCGCAGGAAUGACCACCAGGGGGCGACGGAAGCGUAUGGAGCCUCCAAAAAGCAAGCGCAGGUCAGCCAGAUCAGCCCCAUUGUCUGCCGGUUCAACAACCACGACAGGGGGGAAAGCAGAAGUAGAGGAGAAGGAGAUGCUGGCGUGUGAAAAGUGCCCCCGAGUCUUUAACACACGCUGGUACCUGGAGAAGCACAUGAAUGUCACUCACAGGCGAAUGCAAAUUUGCGACAAGUGUGGCAAAAAGUUUGUCCUGGAGAGUGAGCUGGCCUUACACCAGCAGACUGACUGUGAGAAGAACAUCCAGUGUGUCUCCUGCAACAAGUCUUUUAAGAAGCUCUGGUCACUGCAUGAGCACAUUAAGAUUGUGCACGGCUAUGCAGAAAAGAAGUUCUCAUGCGAAAUUUGUGAGAAGAAGUUUUACACAAUGGCUCAUGUCCGUAAGCACAUGGUUGCUCACACUAAGGACAUGCCAUUUACCUGUGAGACAUGUGGAAAGUCGUUUAAACGCAGCAUGUCUUUAAAGGUCCACUCACUCCAGCAUUCUGGAGAAAAGCCCUUCCGCUGUGAGAACUGUGACGAGCGGUUCCAAUACAAGUACCAGCUGCGCUCCCACAUGAGCAUUCACAUCGGACACAAGCAGUUCAUGUGCCAGUGGUGUGGCAAAGACUUCAACAUGAAACAGUAUUUUGAUGAGCACAUGAAAACGCACACAGGAGAGAAGCCUUUCAUUUGUGAGAUCUGUGGGAAGAGCUUCACCAGCCGGCCCAACAUGAAGCGCCACCGCCGUACCCACACAGGGGAGAAGCCCUAUCCCUGCGAGGUGUGCGGCCAGCGCUUCCGCUUCUCCAACAUGCUCAAAGCACACAAAGAGAAGUGUUUCCGGGUCACCAGCCCCGUGGUCCUGCAGACCAGCGGACCACCUGUGCCUGUCCGCAUCUUUGCCAAUACCUUCUCCUCCUCCUCUUCCUCCAUUUCUGGUCCCAGUCCCUCAGCUGCCCCCCCGGCCACCACCUCAGCACCCCUGGGCCUCAACCCGACAGGGGGGCCCAUGCCUCCAAAAGGCCCUGUUGGACACACAUUCUCCCACGUACAGCUCCACUCAAACCCAUCUCACCAUCAUCCCCGCCCCCCUACAACCCAGCAACACCUCUCAAACACACCCCAACAUGGCCCACCUCACCCCCACCACCACCUGGCCGUGCCCCCAGUCUCCCACUUGCCCCUAACCCCGGCCCUUUUCAAGAGCGAGCCCUUAAACCACUGUGGGCACGAAGACAGCAGCUACCUGCACCACAUGGCUCCCCCUGACAAGGGCCCCGGAACCCCACAGCACCACUGAACUGUGCUCCAGCUCUGCAGGCCCACACCAAACCACGCCUUGUUCCCCCUCAUCUCAUAGUCCUGCUUUAAUCUCUGUUGCCAGGGCCCCUGAUGAAAGGAGGCUCCUCUCAACCAGAUUUAGAUACAAGCUAGAAGUCAAGCUACUCAUACGCACCUUUGUAUGUGUCCCAGACGUGAACCCCCUCAGUGCACACAUUAUUUAAGUAGAACCCUUACUUAAAAACCCUGGUCAAAAGACAAAGAUUUUUUUUUUUCUUGAACAUUUUCUUAGGAAAUCAACAAAACAAUUUCUGUGCAAGUUCUCUAUCUGGACGUUGAUGGGUGUAAAGUAUCUCAUUUUCAUCAAAGGCUGCUGAUGGUGGUCGACGUAUGUAUUACCUGGGCUUCAAGGAUCCGUGUCAUUGAACUUUUCUCUCUGUGUCAAGUUGACCUAUGGUUGCAAUUUGAUCAGGACUCUUUGCAGUUCCCCCCCGCAUAGCAAUACCUAACAUGUCCCCCCUAGUUGUACUGUAGAGCCUCAGAAAUAUUUGUUGAAUAUUGUAACUGGUUCUACCUGAGCCUUUUUCUCUGUGCUAAGGCUUUCUGUCAGAGGUGCAACAGCAGGAGUGCAAGAUGCAGUGCCAUAUGUUACAGUAAGAAGGGGGGGGGGGCCUUUGUAGGGGACAUUGAAAAACACAUUUUUUUGUAAAAGGUUAGUUGAAUCUAGACAUAGUCUGAGAUUAACAUCAUGGUUAAAUGGUGCUUUCCAUUCCAGUACAUAUAAUAAUUCUUAAGUUUGCUUUUCCACUUUUAUUUUCAGAAAUGUGAUAUUACAAAAUAAUGUAUUGUGUCAGCCUGGCUUUUCUACAAUGGAUUUGAGGUUUGACUAGAUAUUUUGUGAUCAAGAAACUCAAAUUAUGCAUAACAUGCACCCUCACACUUACUCAAGCACACACUCAAAACACAAAGACCGUACGGCCGCUGAUUUACUUAAUGUAAUCAGCGCAACCUCAGCUUUCAGUACUGUUGGUCAACAGAUGCUUUUAGAUAACAGAUGACUGUCAAAUACUGCCACUGUGAGGGGCCACACACAUGGCCCCAUCAGGAUUUAUCCCACUUCCGUUCGCUGCUGUCAAAAUGAUACGGGUUACCAUGUGAAAGGUCAUUUAACACA
Messenger RNA from Etheostoma cragini (Arkansas darter), 3222 nucleotides. It is a transcript of the gene znf652, whose product is annotated as zinc finger protein 652. Gene Ontology annotation, cellular component: nucleus. Lineage: Eukaryota; Metazoa; Chordata; Actinopteri; Perciformes; Percidae. The transcript has 5 exons. The record is from RefSeq and is a predicted model, not a curated record. Gene Ontology annotation, biological process: regulation of transcription by RNA polymerase II. Gene Ontology annotation, molecular function: DNA-binding transcription factor activity, RNA polymerase II-specific; RNA polymerase II cis-regulatory region sequence-specific DNA binding. Bases 1 to 2067 code for a protein of 688 amino acids.